Messenger RNA from Ylistrum balloti, 682 nucleotides. RefSeq lists its product as uncharacterized. Lineage: Eukaryota; Metazoa; Mollusca; Bivalvia; Pectinida; Pectinidae. The transcript is spliced from 5 exons. The record is from RefSeq and is a predicted model, not a curated record. The coding region runs from base 36 to 476 and encodes 146 amino acids. Gene Ontology annotation, molecular function: metal ion binding.
CCGUUCCUAGAAGGUAUCAAGAUAAACAAGACAAGAUGUCUGCAACCGAAGCCGUGUUCUGUGCCAAGUGUCCAGGCGGUAAAUGUGGCUGUACUGGUACCGACUGCUGUACUAACAACUGUCGAUGUCCGGGAUGUAAGGUUGGCUGUGGAUGUUUCUCUGCAAAGAAUGCUACUUGUCCUGAUGGAAUUUGCCAGAUGGGGGUAGCAUGCAGUUGUGGAGACUCGUGUAAAUGCAGUGACGCAUGCCAAUGCCCUAAUUGUAAUGCCGGAUGUAAAUGUGCAGGUGCUAACUUCGUGUGUUCCGACGACUGCCAGUCAGGAAAAUGUUGCGGUACCAGCGCAUGUAAGUGCAACGGCAAAUGCGCAUGUCCGAAGUGCAAAUGCAACUGUGCAUCUGGGGCCUGUACGUGCGGUGUGGGCUGUACUGGACCCACAAACUGCAAGUGUGCUACUGAUUGCACGUGCAAGCAGUAAGCGAAGACGUUUUGCCUAAAACCUACAAGUUAUAUGCAAUGGACUGAUCUUCUGUUGUUAGACGUCAUACUUACUGACAUUGAAGUUCAUUUCUUAUUAUUUAGAUACUUUAUAAGCAGAUUAUCGUUAAAAUCCUGUUACUCUGCUGAUGGGUUGUUCUCUUUUUCAGAAACAAUGAAAAAAAAAAUUAAAUGUUUCACUUUUAA